AUGUUCGUGGGGAAUUGUGGGGCCCACGGGCGAACCGCCCGGGUGGUCUUCGGCGAGCGGCUCAAUCUCGCCCUCACCCUCCUCCAGCACGAGCUCGGGCGGGGGCGGAUUUUGCUCACCGAUCACAUCGCGGUGAGCCUGCCGCCGAACUUCGUGGCGCCGGUGGAUCACAUCAUCCCGCUUCGCGGCGGCACGGAGAGCGUGCAGCUUUUUCAACUCCUGAAUCCGCUGCGGUGUCGGGAUGGCGUGUACGUCGAGGGAGCCGUGCAGUUUCGCCACGCCUUCGCCUCGGCGAUCAACGGGGAUUACCCAAAGGCGAUGAAGCUCGUGAAAGCCGUCGCGCCGUACGAUGUGGAGGUCUGCAACGCCUUUACCAAGGCGCUACAAUGUCUAAUCGCGUCCAAACCGUACCGGCCGAGGUAUUGUCGCUUUCAACUGCCCGCCUUCGAGCCGUUGGGGACGCUUUUGAAAAAUAAAGCUGCGAAGUACACCUAUCGAAAGCUCUCCCUCGAUAAAAUUCAGGUCCCUGCGUUGCAGGAUAGCUCGCAGAUCAUCGGGUUCGGCUUCGAGUCGGUUUCCUCCCUGAGCACUUUUUUCAAGGAUACCGGAUGCCUACCGAGGAUGGGCGGCGUGGGGGAGAACCCGCCGGAUUCCUCCCGCAACGGCGACGACACCGACGCCCCCAGCGCGACCACGAAGGAUCCCAAUCCCUCCGGCAAAGUCGAGAGCGCCAACCCCUCUGCUUCGCAACCCCUCCACACCUCGCUCGAUCCUUUGUUUCCAAGCAGUCCAAUCACGCCAGGAGAGGGAGGGGCGUUCGACGAGGAGGUCCCUCGCACCGUCGUGGAUUGCACGGGAACGACGUGGCAUUUGUUGCCCGAUCCGAUCGACGCGGGCGCCUUCGCGGAGGUCUACAAGGCGAUCUCCAACACCGGGACGAUCAUGGCGUUGAAGUGCAUCCGGCUGAUCUCCCAUCACGUCCAGCUGCACGACGUCGUGCAGGAGGUGAACACCGCGUGCAAGCUGUUCAAUGAGUACAUCGUGAACUACACGAGUUGGGCGCACAUCGGGCCGUAUUUGAUUAUCAUCAUGGAUUACAUCGCGGGGGGAUCGCUCCAGUGGGUGUUGUCGUCCUUCCCACAAGGGAUGCCGCUACGGCUGGUGAAGCGCUACGCCUCGGAUUCCCUCAAGGGUCUUUCCUAUCUUCAUAGCCACAACAUCGUCCACGCGGAUAUCAAACCCGGGAAUAUCCUCAUCUCCGUCGACGGCGGCUGCAAGUUGAGCGAUUUUGGUUCGAGCAUCAACCGACGAGGGGCGGGGCGGGGGGCGAGCCCCCUCGCCCGCGAGGAUCGCCCGCCCCCUCGCCUGAUGGAAAGCGAGCAGCAGCAACAGAAGGAGGAGGAGGAGGAUGAUGGGGUGUUUGGUCUGCGGGGAACGGCGCGUUAUAUGAGCCCGGAGGUCGCUCGUGGUUCGAUGCCGACGGCGUACAGCGACGUCUGGUCACUCGGCGUUACUUUACACGAGAUGCUCACCGGGAGGCUGCCUUGGGUGUGGGCGAAGACGACGCCGCGGCGAACCGAUCGGGAUGGAGGGAAUCCCGAGAAACUCAAACGCGAUCCGGCAACAGGGGUGCCGCGUACCCCCCCAGCCUUCUUUCUUGAUCCUCAAGAACACAAUAUCCCUAGUUUGAGUGAUUUGAACGACAACGCGGACGGCCUCCGUGGCGGCAGUGACGGGGGGGGGUUCCUUUUAAAGUCACUCCCCAUCCCGACGAAGGCGCGGCGGCGUUCGAACCCGUCGGAUUCCGACGAACGCCUCCUCCGGCGGUUUCUCUCCCCGACCAUGACGACGACCUCCCCUCUUCCGAGCGGCGAGGUUGGCAACUCCGGGGGUGAUCCCACAGCGAGGAAAGUUAGUAUUAGUAGUCCGUGUGAGAAGGGAAACGACGACAAGCCUUCGUUCGUGCGGCCGCAUUUCAACCCCCACGCGCUGCGCUCGAGAGCUUCGCCAGGGGAUCCGUUGCGAGGGUGCUCGCCGAGGCUGCCGAUUGACAGUUUAGUGGAGCUCGAGGGCGGCUCGACGUCGAUUCAUAGCAUCUCCGACGCUCGUUUCGUGCAGGGGCUCGCCAACGGCACGAUCGAGGUUCGGCUGCAGCCGGAGGAUUUCCCUUCAGAUGAGGCCUUUUCGUUAGUUUCCUCAUGCCUUCGCGUCACUCCAAGACAGCGACCAAGCACCGCCGAGCUAUUAGGUCAUCCAUUCUUUAUUAUUUAA
Messenger RNA from Phytomonas sp. EM1, 2271 nucleotides. NCBI's taxonomy places the organism in Eukaryota, Euglenozoa, Kinetoplastea, Trypanosomatida, Trypanosomatidae. The record is from the annotation of a GenBank genome assembly.